UGUUUUUUAAUCAAAAAUAAAACUUAAACACAACUAAGAUACAACAUAAAUAAUAUUACAUUAUAUGUUUUAUUGCAUGUUAAAUUGAACUUAAUACCUUUUAUUUUAUUACAAUUUAUAUGAAUAAAUAAAGUCAUGUCGGAAUCUGGACCUGAACUUAAUACAACAAUUAAAUGUACAAAAUCGAUGCCUUGCAUUGAAUUAGCUUCUUCCAUAUUAUCUAAACGUUCACCGGGGUCUUAUAAAAGUGGUGACACGGUUUAUGAGCAGGAAAUCCAAAAACCUACUGAAAGACCAAACGUAAAAGCUUUGAUUGACAAACAUAGGUCAUUUCAAGACAAGUUACUAAAUGCUAAAGUUAACGAUUUCAACACUAAGAAAAAAUCAUUUGCCAAUGCUUAUAAAAAUUUAUGUGGUUCGUACAACGAUUGUAUAAAAAUGGAAGGUGACACAAAACAGGUGGAAAACGUCGACAGUUUUGUGAAAAAUCAAGUGUUUGAAGUUUUUAAUUCAAACAUUGUAUUAAAUAAUCCAAAACCACUGGAUGUAGAAAAAUAUGUGUUAAAAUCCGAUGAAAUUGAUUUCAAAACUGGAAUGCCCGAGUUAGAUAAAAUGUUGACAACUAUGGGCAAACGUUUUUGGCAAAAUAUUGUUUCCGUGGUCAGCAUUAACAAUGUUUACUACCAAUGUUUGACACAGAUAAUGGACACACGUAAAUUUAAAAAUUUCGAGGACGUAAUAGUUCAUGUCAAUUCGACGUUGAAAAUAGCAGGCGAUGAUUUUGAACAAAUCAGAUCGGAACUCGUCGCCUCUUGCAAGGAGUGUAUGGAAAAGUUCGGAAUCGUAUUGGACAGUAAACUAAAUGAGAAAUCAAAAAAAACUCCAUUAUCAAACCACAACAGUAAGAUGAGUGCGCUCAAAAUGCAGAUAGCCGAAAAUAAGAGACGCACGAAAGUUGCCGAAAACAGUAUCGCACAACUUCAGAAAGAAAAGAAGGACUUGUUGAACAUAUUAAACAGUUACGAUUCUGAAGACAUUCACAAAGUAACGUUAGAAAAACGGCUUGAAGCUGAGCAAUUGAAAAACAACGAAUUACGGGAUUUAAUUAGUACUAUUUUCAAAAAGAAAAUGCCUUUUAAUAUCACCAAUCCAAUAAAUAGUGACAUUGAAUUUGAAUAAAUAAAUGUUUUCAAAAUCACAAA
Molecule: messenger RNA, 1202 nt
Organism: Aphis gossypii (cotton aphid)
Lineage: Eukaryota; Metazoa; Arthropoda; Insecta; Hemiptera; Aphididae
Exons: 3
Coding region: 136-1179 (347 amino acids)
Source: RefSeq, a predicted model, not a curated record